This is a messenger RNA of Trematomus bernacchii (emerald rockcod), 2079 nucleotides long. It is a transcript of the gene lias, whose product is annotated as lipoic acid synthetase. The coding region runs from base 60 to 1229 and encodes 389 amino acids. Gene Ontology annotation, biological process: lipoate biosynthetic process. The record is from RefSeq and is a predicted model, not a curated record. The transcript is spliced from 11 exons. Gene Ontology annotation, cellular component: mitochondrion. Lineage: Eukaryota; Metazoa; Chordata; Actinopteri; Perciformes; Nototheniidae. Gene Ontology annotation, molecular function: 4 iron, 4 sulfur cluster binding; lipoate synthase activity.
GACCAAAGCAGCCGAUUGUGGAGGUUUGUUUUCAAUGACAGUCGCUUGUAGCUAAAGUCAUGGCGCUGCUCAAACAAAGCUGUUGUGUCGCCGGACGUUUCUCCACAAAUCAUCUGUGGAUGAGUCCGAGAUGUAUCACACAUGUUUACAGCAGCACUGUGACUUCUGCGGCGAAGUCCUCCCCAGACAGGGCCGACAGAAAGAAGGAGCUUCUGGGUGAAGAUGGGCCUGACCUACAGGACUUCAUUUCAGGGGAAUUAUCCGAGAAAAGCAAGUGGGUCGAGUACAAAGGGAACCUGAAGAGAGACAAGGGAGCGAGGCUGCGUCUUCCUCCGUGGCUGAAGACGGAGAUUCCCAUUGGAAAAAAUUUCAACAAACUGAAGAACACUCUGAGAGACCUCAACCUGCACACAGUGUGUGAGGAGGCCAGGUGUCCUAACAUUGGGGAGUGCUGGGGAGGAGGAGAGUACAACACAGCCACAGCCACCAUCAUGCUGAUGGGGGACACAUGUACCCGGGGGUGCAGGUUCUGCUCUGUGAAGACGGCCCGUCGGCCUCCACCUCUGGACCCCAACGAGCCCUACAACACAGCCAAGGCCAUCGCUGCCUGGGGACUGGACUACGUGGUCCUCACCUCCGUCGAUAGAGAUGACAUUUCUGAUGGAGGGGCAGAGCACUUUGCUAAGACCGUCUCCAACCUUAAGGAGAGGGACUCCCGAAUCCUGGUUGAAUGUCUGACCCCUGAUUUUCGCGGUGACCUGGCAGCAGUGGAGAAGAUCGCCCUGUCAGGGUUAGAUGUGUAUGCCCACAAUGUGGAGACCGUGCGAGAGCUGCAAAGGUUUGUGCGUGACCCCAGAGCGAACAUCGACCAGUCUCUGAGUGUCCUGAGGCACGCUAAGAAGGUGAAUCCCUCUGUGCUCACCAAGACAUCCAUCAUGCUGGGACUGGGCGAGACCGACCAGCAGAUACACAACACCAUGACUGAACUGCGAGAGGCAGAAGUGGACUGUCUCACACUGGGCCAGUACAUGCAGCCCACUAAACGCCACCUAAAGGUGGACGAAUAUGUGACUCCAGAGAAGUUUGCCCACUGGGAGAAGGUUGGGAAUGAGAUGGGCUUUGUUUACACUGCCAGCGGGCCCCUGGUGCGAUCCUCCUACAAAGCAGGCGAGUUCUUUCUGAAGAAUCUACUGAAAAAGAGAAACACAGAUAUCGCCAUCGGAGAAUGAAAACCACCAAACGAGCAGCUGCUAGAGGCUUGACCCCUUAGUCCCUACCUAUACCUACAUACUUAUAACAACAAAAUCAGCGUAUCUCCUGCUAUACCAUAAUGAAUCUUUGUGAGCUUUACACAUGAAAAACGUUCAACAUUAGUAGUAACAGCAUGGUGUGCAAGAGAAUACAGCUGGUGUAGAAGUACUGAAGUGUAGAGGGACCGUUCUGUUCCUUUUUUGAGCUUUUGUUCUCUCCUGUUCACCCGUAACAACUCAGGUCGUACAUUUUAGUGAGGGAUCAAAGGGAAAGAGCAGCAGUUAUCGGGCUGCAGAUCUCCAGAUAACCUGGGCGCAGCUUUUGUUCAUGAACCGCUGCCAGGAGAAAAUACGACCUGGUGUUAACAAGAGCUGUAAUUUGCCAUCUCUGCACCUCGGGCAGCUAAAUCACAUCCCCCCCUGCCCUCAGGGGCCUGGACUUCAGGAGCAGAGCCACUAAUCUCUCACCAAGCUCUGUUUAUGAGCCCUUUGAUGUCCGAUGCUUCUGGACACAUUUAAUGAAGCGGUUUUUUUGGUCGGAGGGUUUUUGCAGCGACUUAAGAUCUGCUUGCUGAAGAUAUGUACAGUAACACUGUUUUUAAAAUUCUAUGACAUUAAAAAAAAGUAUUUGUUGGGCCCAAAUUGACCUUUUGCCAAGUACAGAAGUAAAGAUACAUUCUUUUUCUACAAUCUGUAUCUGAUGAAAAAACAAUUUGGGUUCAAACUAUACUUUUUUUUAAAUGUGAAAAAUGUAACUUCACACAUGGUGAAAAAAAGUGCGUAUAUUUUGCAGAUAAAUUCUUUGGACAAAAUAAACCUUUAAAAUGUA